Molecule: messenger RNA, 6676 nt
Organism: Vombatus ursinus (common wombat)
Lineage: Eukaryota; Metazoa; Chordata; Mammalia; Diprotodontia; Vombatidae
Gene: YEATS2
Product: YEATS domain containing 2
Exons: 31
Coding region: 641-4828 (1395 amino acids)
Biological process (GO): regulation of transcription by RNA polymerase II; chromatin remodeling
Cellular component (GO): NuA4 histone acetyltransferase complex
Molecular function (GO): histone binding
Source: RefSeq, a predicted model, not a curated record
ACAGCUGUUGGCUCCCAGCUCCCAGGUGAACCACUGAAGCAGGCAGACAGGAUGGGUUCUUGAUAGUGGGCAAAGGGGGAAAGGAACAAGGGAGAGUCCAUGGUGAUGGUGGGUCUUUCUGCCUUCUGGCCCUCCUGGCUGGGUUCUGGGAUAGCAACAGGCCCAGGGAAGCCCCUGAUACUAAGCUGGAUGAAGAACUGGAUUUGCCCAUCGCUAAACACACAGUUAAGCUGGUUCUGAGUCCAGGUCCACGGUUCUGGACUGCGUGCCAGUAACUGAGGUCUAACUGGACAUCUGUCAACUGGGGCAUUGGGUAAUUCACCGAGUGAGCCCUAGUAGGGCAGUGGACAGAUCCUGGAACCACAGAACCUGGAUUCAAACCCCAUCUGUGCUAUUGACUGCAUGUGCCUGCUGGGGAAGACCUUGCGCCCUCUCGGAGCCCAUUUCCACAAAUGUAAAAUGAGAGGUUUGGACUAGGCGGUCUCUAAGAUCCUUUCCAGCUCUAAAUCUACCGCUGGGUUUGAAUCCUGACCCUGACACUUCUGAUGUGUAAGGACUUCGAUAUUCUCCAGGCCUCUGGGCGAGGCUCCUCAAUCCUCCUCCCAACCCUUGGUCCAGCAAGGAGCAGCUGCAGGUCAUCAUGUCCGGAAUCAAACGAACGCUCAAAGAAAAUGACCCCGACUAUGAGGACAUUUCUGUGGCGCCCCCAAACAAACGGCAUCGAGCCAUGGAGGAUUCAGCUCGAGAUGCUGCUGUGCAGAAGAUCGAAACGAUUAUUAAGGAGCAGUUUGCUGUUGAAAUGAAGAACAAGGAGCAUGAAAUUGAAGUCAUAGAUCAGCGACUGAUUGAGGCCCGGAGAAUGAUGGAUAAACUUCGAGCUUGCAUAGUGGCAAACUACUACGCUUCUGCUGGUCUUUUCAAAGCUUCGGAGGGAUCAAAGACCUGUGACACCAUGGUUUUUAAUCAUCCUGCUAUCAAGAAAUUUUUGGAAUCGCCAUCAAGGUCAUCAUCUCCUGCUAAUCAGAGAUCAGAAACGCCAUCUCUUAACUAUUCAGAAAGUGAUUCUUUAUCUCAACACAAUGACUUCUUAUCUGACAAAGACAAUAGCAGCAACCUGGACCUGGAGGAGAGAUUGUCCAACAGUAUGGAGCCUCUGAGGCCUGGCAGAAAUACAGUGCGGGACCCCAGUGGUGGAGCCAGUUCCCGGAAAACAAACCAGCAGAAUUCUGAUCUCACUUCAGAAGAAGUUUCACGACUUUUUGUGAAGAAAACCAUAGUAGUUGGCAAUGUGUCGAAGUACAUUCCGCCUGAUAAAAGAGAAGACAAUGACCAGUCAACUCACAAGUGGAUGGUGUAUGUGCGGGGCUCCCGGAGAGAGCCCAGCAUCAAUCACUUUGUGAAGAAAGUGUGGUUCUUUCUGCAUCCCAGCUAUAAACCAAAUGACCUGGUGGAAGUUCGAGAGCCUCCUUUCCACCUGACCAGGAGAGGUUGGGGUGAAUUUCCAGUCAGAGUUCAAGUUCACUUUAAGGACAACCAGAACAAGCGGAUAGAUAUCAUCCAUAACCUGAAGCUGGACAGAACUUACACUGGCCUGCAGACUCUAGGUGCUGAGACGGUGGUGGAUGUUGAGCUCCAUCGGCAUUCCCUUGGAGAAGACCACCUUUAUCCUCAGUCCUCAGAGUCCGAUGUCUCCGAUGCCCCUUCAUCUUUGCCUUUGCCCAUGCCAGCCCCAGUGAAAGCUGCUUCUCCUAGAAAACCUUCACAUGAGCCUAUGCCUGAUGUUGCUGUGGAGAAAGGUUUUCAAGCAAAAACUGAAGCUGACAGACCCACAGCAUUUUACUCUUUGCCAUCCUCAGUGGAACGUACACCCACAAAAUUGGUAUCAUCGCAGAGGGUAACCUUUGGCUCUCAUGGUAAUUCAGCAUUCCAGCCAAUAGCAGCCAGUUGCAAAAUUGUGCCGCAAGGUCAAGUUCCAAAUCCUGAGUCUCCUGGAAAAUCUUUUCAGCCGAUCACUAUGAGCUGCAAAAUUGUCUCAGGUUCCCCAAUCUCUACUCCGAGUCCAUCUCCUUUACCUCGGACCCCACCUUCCACUCCAGUUCACAUGAAGCAAGGGACCGUCAACUCUGUUAUUAAUAAUCCUUACGUUCUCCCGGACAAGCCUGGGCAGGUCAUUGGAGCCACAGCUCCCAGUGCAGGAAGCCCCACCAGCAAGUCGUCCAGUGCUUCUCAGACUGCCCACGGAACAGGGUCUCCCAUUCCUAAGAUCCACGGAAGUAGCUUCGUCACUUCGACAGUCAAGCAGGAGGACUCCUUGUUUGCGUCUAUGCCUCCUCUUUGCCCGAUUGGGAGUCACUCCAAGGUGCAGAGCCCUAAACCUGUCACCGGAGGCCUCGGAGCUUUCACCAAGGUGAUCAUCAAGCAGGAGCCUGGAGAAGCCCCCCACAUGCCCACCUCAGGAGCCCCCUCCCAGCCGCCUCUUCCCCAGUAUGUGACGGUGAAAGGGGGUCACAUGAUAGCUGUGUCCCCGCAGAAACAGGUCAUGGCUGCAGGAGACGGGACUGCUCAGUCACCAAAGGUGGUUGGUGUGCCAGUCGGGUCUGCUUUGCAGUCCACAGUGAAGCAGGCCAUGGCGAUCAGUGGUGGGCAGAUCCUGGUGGCCAAGGCCAGCUCCGCCGUUGCCAAGGCCGUUGCUCCAAAGCAAGUUGUGACCCAAGGAGUUGCCAAAGCGAUUGUGAGUGGAGGUGGCGGAACCAUCGUUGCUCAGCCUGUGCAGACCUUAACCAAGGCUCAGGUCACUUCCACUGGGACCCCAAAAAGUGGAUCCCAGGGCUCAGUGAUGGCUACUUUGCAGCUGCCUGCCACCAAUCUGGCCAACUUGGCAAAUUUACCUCCUGGCACCAAACUGUACCUCACAACAAACAGCAAGAACCCUUCUGGAAAAGGAAAACUUCUGCUCAUCCCUCAAGGGGCCAUCCUGCGAGCCACACACAAUGCUAACCUCCAGGGAGGAGCUUCCGCAGCUGGAGGCAGCAGUGGGGGUGCCGGAACGCAGGGUGCAACCCCAGGAGGGGUGUCCCCGCAUGUGACCUACACAUCCUACAUCCUCAAGCAGACUCCGCAGGGCACAUUUUUGGUUGGCCAGCCAUCCCCUCAGAGUUCAGGAAAGCAGUUAGCGACUGGAUCCGUGGUUCAGGGCAAUUUGGGAGUCAGUGCAUCCUCCACUCAAGGACAGCAAGCAUUAAAAGUCAUAUCUGGGCAAAAAACAGCUUUGUUCACCCAGGCAAACCCUGGUGGGCAGGCGUCUGUGAUGAAAAUAUCUGAUGGCUCCUUGAAGUCUGUGCCGGCCACCGCCCCACUCUCCAAGCCCGGGACCACCGUUCUGAGAGUUGCAGGUGGCGUGAUCACUACUGCCACCUCCCCAGCUGUCUCUCUCUCUGCCAAUGGAGUUGUACAGCAGUCAGAAGGAGCAGCUUCCAGCUCAGCAGUGGGACCUGGUGGGAAAGCUUGUGGGCAGCAGUCACUGUGUGUGACUCCAGCCCCGGCAGGGCCCACAGGAGCCAACAGAACCGGCGCCUCGGCUGUCAUCAGCACCACGUCUCUGAUGUCCACAGCGACCCCUGUCUCUGGCAAGACCGCUGUCUCGGGCCUGUUAAAGAUCCACUCCAACCAGUCCAGUCCUCAGCAGGCUGUCCUGACUAUACCCAGCCAGCUCAAACCACUCAGUGUGAAUGCUGCAUCUGGAGGCAUCCAGACCAUCCUGAUGCCCAUGAAUAAAGUAGUUCAGUCAUUGUCUGCCAACAAGACACCUGCCAUGCCCUCCGUGGUCGCCCCCAGCGUGGCGCCUGUCAGCUCUACUUCAACCACUGUUACUAAAGUGAAGGUAGAGCCAGAAACACCAGGACCAAAUGGUCUCACUUUGGUGUCCCAGGAAGUGCAGACGGAAGUGAAGACGGAAGAAAGUACUGAACUGGGGAGCUAUGCAAUCAACAUAGAACAUUUAGAAAAUACCCAACAGCUUCUAACAGCAAUAGUAAAGAAGAUCCCGUUAAUCACUAAAAAGGGUGAAGAUGCCAAUUGUUUCUGUGCAAGUUCUGUGGAGCAGUAUUAUAGUUGGAACAUUGGGAAACGGAGGGCAGCAGAGUGGCAACGAGCAAUGACAAUGAGAAAAGUCUUACAAGAAAUUCUGGAGAAGAACCCCAGGUUUCACAAUGUGACGCCCCUCAAAACCAAGCACAUUGUCCAUUGGUGUCGUUGCCACGGUUACACUCCACCAGACCCAGAGAGCUUGAGAAAUGAUGGUGAUUCCAUCGAGGACGUACUGACGCAGAUAGACAGUGAGCCAGAGUGUCCAUCCUCCUUCACCACCGCUGAUGAUCUCUGCCGAAGACUGGAAGAACUGCAGCAGUUUCAGAAGAGAGAGCCAGAGAACGACGAGGAGGUGGACAUUCUGAGUGUCACCGAGCCCCUGAAAGCAAACAUCAAGAAAGAACGGGAAGAGAAGCAGGCUGGAGUGAAGUUCUAUUUGGAAGCCCUGCCCACGUCCGAGUUUGUCAGUGACACGGCACAAAAGAUCGGCAUCACCCUCCAGCCUGUGGAACUUCACAAGAACACCUAUGCGUCUGUUGUUGAAGAUAUGAUUCUAAAGGCGACAGAGCAGCUAGUGAGUGACAUCCUGAGACAGGCUCUGGCUGUUGGGUACCAGACAGCAUCUCACAGCAGGACUCCAAGAGAAAUCACAGUGAUGAAUAUUCACCAGGCCAUCUGCAAUAUUCCUUUUCUUGAUUUUCUCACUAACAAACAUAUGGGAGUAUUAAGUAAGGAGCAGUAAACUGAAGAGGCCCCCAGAAAAGUAGGAUGGUGUGAAGACUCAGCCAAAGCAUGUGAGCUGACCACAACCUGAGCGCUGGGGUCCAUUAAGUGAAAUAGGGAGCGGGUCAGCGUACUCUUUCCACUUGGAUUUAAGUGGUCCAUCUGAAAACUCCAGAGUAAGGGAGCCCCAAAACUGGGAUGGCUGGAAGUGUAUCCGGUUUUCCUAGGACGGCCCUGAUUUAUUUCCACUGCACCUCCGUGGGAGCCUCCAGUGCUUGUGCAGGGCUUCUGGGGCUGCUUGCACAAUCAGCACCACCAGUGGUCUCUGAGGUUACUGGCAGCUCCCCCUGUUGUCUUGCAAGAAGAAUUGUCCCAGAAGUGACACGUGGAAAGCUGCGGUGGAGGUGACAGUGGCAGCGUUGACCUGCCUUGUUGUGGAGAGACAGCUGCCCUGCCGGGACCUCCCCACGUGGUUGUUGGGACCCUGAGCUGAGUCUGACUGGCUGCAGCAAUCAGAUCUGUGGGAGAGAACGGAGCCGCCGGGGAGAAGCACAGCUGGCUGGCUACCCCCGGUGUGGCCUGGCGCUUAGGAGGCACCAGCCAUUCUCUCCAAGAAGACUCUGGCGCAUGGGCAGGAAGAAGCUUGAACAUUCCAAUCAUGCACUUAACUGGAUGGGAAUUAACAGCAGCCAGAAGCCUCGGGCCUGAGGAGAAGGCAGAAGCCGCUCGGACCAUCGUGUGUGGGCGCCUCCACCGGCUCCCUUGCAUGCAGCCGUGGGCUCACCCUUUUGCCACGUGCACCUUGUCUGCAAGCAGCUGUCUACAGCGUGGCGCGUGCCGAUGGACUUGCUUGAAAGCUGUUUAUUCUUAGGCAAAACUCCCGAUGAAGGCCCAAGGAAAGGAUUCCUGCAUUGGUUGGGAGACUGAAGGAGGCGUCACGGUCCCCCUCCAUCUCUACGAGCUCUCAGACCUGUUCAGACAGAUCUGUUGGGGAGCUCACUUCGCAGAAAAAAGAAAUCAUGCAGAGAUAGAUAGACCUGCAUGUGUUUGUUCAGUGGAGGAAGACAGAGAAGCCCCUCAGCUGUGAGCAGAGGCAUCAGAACACACAGAUGAUGAGAAGAGCGAAGUCCACGGAAGCCAAGCGAAUGAGGAAGAGCUUUUAUUCAGCAGCAGGUGCCCAGGGCACGCGGCAGACAUCAGAUUCCAUUGAUCUCCUCCCACCGUCCAUCUGCGAUACAGAACCGAGAGGCAUCUGACAGCCGUCAGGAGGAACUGGUCAGCAUAGACCCCGGAGGAAAACUCGGAGCCCUUGGUGUCUUAUAUGGUCAGAAGUAAGGGCUCACCCAGACAGCCCCAGCUGGUGUUCUGAGUCAAGGGAAGGUGUGAAGUAUGUCCCAAAGGGAGAAUUAAGUGAGGGGCCCAUCUGAUCGUAACAGUCUUGCUGGAAUGUGAGAUUCAUCCAUCUGGGAAAGAGGAGAAAGCUGUUUGGUGCAGUGCAUGGCAUGCUCAGAACACAAAUACCAGUCAUUUAACUUGCAAAGACUUGGAAUGUUUGGACAGUUAAGUGAACCCCUAGAGCAUUUGAGAAUAGCAGGCAUAUGUUUGGAUUAAAAAGGAAGUUUUCUCUAGAAUCUUUAAAAUCUAAGAUCUGGAGGGAAAGGAUGCAGUUGGUCCAUGGCUGACCCAAAGGAAAGCAAGUUCUUUCACUAUGAGUGGAAACAUAUAAUAAACAACUUUUCAGCAAAGGAAAUAUUAAAUAUUAAAAGAUCUCCUUGUGUGUUAAGAUUCCCAGUGUAUUUGUAUGAUAAUGUGUAACAUAACUGUGUAAUACACAUGGCUACAAUAAAUUUUCUUUUAUUAGUUGUGA